AUGGCACCCAAGAUAGAGGAAGACGAGAACGGGAGGCAAAUUAAAGUGACAAAGAACCCGUUCGAGCCAAGGAAGACUACCACAGUUCAAAGAUCUCGGGAUGAGGUCUAUCCGGAACGUAAAGGUUUGCAUAAGCCGCAAUACUUGGGUGAUAGCGAACUCGACCUUCUAUUUCAAAAGCUAGAGAAGAUAUUGGAGCCUAAAUUGGAGGAUAUAUCAAUUGAGCAGCUUGGCGAAAGCAUGUUUGGUAAGAGGGAUGUUCCCGAUAUCCGCAAAGCAGUGGUGGGUCAACUUCUUGAUUACCUAAUUGAGGCCAAAGAGUUCUCUUUAAAGGUAAACGAAAAGAGUAACGACAAGAACCUCCUCUCGAUAUCUCUACAUGAUAUUAAGACUUUCGCAAAGCUUGUCAAUGUCAUUAUCAUUUUGGGCAUUUAUCCGUGCAUUAUGCCGUUGAGAAUUGGUAUCCCCCUUGAAAAAAGAAGACUCAAGGACUUUGGCACGCCAAUCUACAAGCCUAUCCAAGUUGACCAUAUACCUCCUGCCUUGGGCGCCAAGUCAUAUGCUGAGAGACAUAGAGAGCAUGAAAGCUUGCUUACUUUUGUGUACGAGAAGCUUACACAAGUAUUCUUCGAGCCCUCGGAUGUUCAACAACUUUUGAUGAAAGGUAGCGGAUACUCUGAUUUCCUUACUGUUGCUAUCACACUAGCAACCGUUCCAUACUUUAAUCAUUCCACUAAACAAAAGGCAUUGAGAGACUUCUCUCGAGUCACAUCAAUAGCCUCUACGUUUGAGCUUUAUCAGGACUACUCACUUCUACUACUGUCGUCAUCACCAGGAUACUUCAAAAAUUUCGUGUUACAAAAGCUUCAGUCUCUUCCUUAUUCAGCUCCAAAGGGUGAUGGUCUACUUACUUUGAUGGAGUAUGUUCUCGGUUUGAGAGAUCAAGAGGAAAUCGGCGUAGAGAAACUUGAUCAAGUUGCCCAAAUCGUGCUUCAAAAACCAAAGGACUGUACCAGUCAAGCAUACUUCAGCUCAAUUGGAAAUCAAUGCUAUGAUUUGCUAGUGAACAUCAAUAGACCUACCAUCACUAGCUGUACAGCUCAUGUCAUCGAGAAAAUCUGGUACAAGAAUUCCAAGAUUGUCGAGGACUUCAUCAUUAAACGGAUUUGGAAGAAUUUGAAUCCUGAAACUAAAGAAAGAAAAGAGUUGGUACUUGUUUCAGAGGCUGCUUUCAAUAACAACAUCAAUGUGCUCAUAUCCCUAUCAUCCAAAGGCCUUCCAGUUCCUCUCCUCUUGACCGUUUUUAUGCCCAUACUUGCGCCGCUUUGGCUGUACUAUAUUUUUUUGAAAAAUCAUGAAAAGUCCGGGGAAGUUGUCCAAAAUAUCAUUUUGGGAUUUUUAGCAUGCAUUGGUAGUGAUAGCCUAGCUCUACAGGAUGCUCUUGUGCUCAUUGCAAGAAACGUUGUUAGCACUGGUGGCGAGGGCUGGAUCUUUCGUUAUGGUCCAAACCUUCUUGUUGAGAUUGGUCAUGAGGAUGAAGAGUUGAGCACAGAAACGUCUAACGAAACAAAAGUGUUGGACUUUGUGAAAGCGCUUGACAAUGGGUGCAAGUACUUUGUUGAGUUGGUCAAGCAGCUUGAUGACGAGCCCGUGAGGAGACUCUUCACGUCCCUCUUGAAAAACUGGCUCAACCUGGAUACCCAGUCACUUGCCGAGGAUAACUCUUUCCUCAAGCUUGCUGAUCUUCGGAUCCUAGAGAGUAUGGCCAACGACUUUAAGGAGACGCUUGCAGAGUCUCCAGGGGAGCUCUUUGACCUUAUUCAUAGUGUGCUUCAACAUAAAGAUACUUCGGUCGACAACGAUAAUGAUGCUGACUCCGAUGAUGAGGAUGAAAGCGAGUCGAGAGAAGGUGAGAUUAUGACCGUCACUCUUGAGCUUCUUUCAGCCGUGCUCUCCGAGACACAAUCAGAGUUGCUCGAUGAUGCCUGCAAAAACAUACUUCGGCAAAUCAAGGAAACUCUUGUUGAAUCUCCACUUCCAACAGCACAGUCCUUGUCACAGAGAAUCGACCUCUUGUUGACGGGUGAUCUGCCAGUGAAGAAUGAAAGAGACGCACAUCAAAAGGUUUUCACUCGUGCAAUAACGAACCUCAACGAUCCCUUGGUUCCUAUCAGAGCACAUGGACUCUAUCUCCUCAGGCUGCUUGUUGAGCAACGCAGUUCCGUAUUGACCCUUGAGUUCGCCCUCAAUUUGCAUCUUAUCCAACUCAAGGACCCAGAGCCAUUCAUUUAUCUUAACGCUAUCAAAGGUCUCGAUAGUUUGCUUGACUGGGACGCUUCCCUGGUGUUACCCCAUAUACUAAGUCUCUAUUCAGGUACGAGCGAAGACAAGGCUGAUCUUGAUGAGCGAUUAAGAAUCGGUGAAGUCAUACUAAGGUAUAUUCGACACCAAGACGAGGCAUUUAUAGGCGACCUAGCGAAAGAAGUUUCGAACGCCGCUUUGUCAUUAAUCAGAAGAACUUCUAACGAUGAGCCAGUUGUCGAUGAUAGACUUAGAAUGUCUGCGAUGUCAUUGCUAGGAACGUGCUGCAAUACUAAUCCAAUCGGCAUCCUUGACAAUCUUGAGAACGCACUUGACUGUGCCAUUGGUAUUCUUCAGUUGGAAAGUGAUAAGGAGAAGGCCAUCAUGAGACGUUCGGCCAUUGUCCUUAUCCAUGACUUGAUUGUUGGCACUUCAAAGUCAGAUUCUGUUCCAUUCCCAAUUUCUUAUGAAGAAAAAGUGGUAACAGUAUUGCGUUACGUCAAGGAAAACGAUUCUGAUCUUCUUACUAGAGAACAUGCUCAGACUGUCCUCGAAACGAUCGACGAACUUGUCAAAGCGCUUAUGUCAAAUGAUGAGUAA
This is a messenger RNA of Candidozyma auris, 2901 nucleotides long. RefSeq lists its product as uncharacterized. NCBI's taxonomy places the organism in Eukaryota, Fungi, Ascomycota, Pichiomycetes, Serinales, Metschnikowiaceae. The transcript has a single exon. The record is from RefSeq and is a predicted model, not a curated record. Gene Ontology annotation, biological process: protein secretion. The coding region runs from base 1 to 2901 and encodes 966 amino acids.